UGGAAGUAAGAACCAUGAAGAGGGCUACAAAUUUAAGUAUUGCAACCACCACAACAUUCUAUGUUCUUUGUGGGUGCAUAGGAUAUGGUGCAUUUGGAAAUUCAACACCAGGAAACUUACUCACAGCGUUUGAUAAACCAUUCUGGCUUGUUGAUAUUGCAAAUUUAGCAUUAAUUAUUCAACUGGUGGGAGCAUACCAAGUUUAUUCUCAACCCCUCUUUGCAUUUGUUGAAGAACGGACAACUAAAAAAUGGGAAAUAAUUGGAAAAGAAUACAAAGUUCAAAUCCCAUUUUUACCCUCAUACAACCUAAAUAUAUUUAGAAUAAUUUGGAGAUCAUUGUAUGUUGUGGUAAGCACUCUUAUAGCUAUGUUGAUUCCGUUCUUUAAUGACAUAUUAGGAGUGAUUGGGGCAUUAGGGUUUUGGCCCUUAUCAGUUUAUUUUCCAGUGGAAAUGUAUAUCAAACAGAAAAAGAUCCCAAAAUGGAGUGGGAGUUGGAUUCUUUUGCAAAGUUUGAGUAUGUUCUGUCUCCUGGUAACAUUUGCUGCACUUGUUGGGUCUAUAGUUGGUGUCUUAUUGGACCUUAAGACAUAUAAACCAUUCAGUGCAAGCUUGUAG
Arachis ipaensis is the source of this 617-nucleotide messenger RNA. NCBI's taxonomy places the organism in Eukaryota, Viridiplantae, Streptophyta, Magnoliopsida, Fabales, Fabaceae. The record is from RefSeq and is a predicted model, not a curated record.